Messenger RNA from Octodon degus (degu), 468 nucleotides. RefSeq names its product hypocretin neuropeptide precursor (gene Hcrt). NCBI's taxonomy places the organism in Eukaryota, Metazoa, Chordata, Mammalia, Rodentia, Octodontidae. Bases 57 to 377 code for a protein of 106 amino acids. Gene Ontology annotation, biological process: feeding behavior; neuropeptide signaling pathway. The record is from RefSeq and is a predicted model, not a curated record. The transcript is spliced from 2 exons.
CGAGGUUCCUGAGAACCCACACCCCUGCUGUGCAGACACCUGGCAGCCCAGACACCAUGAGCCUGCCCCCCACAAAGGUCUCCUGGGCCACCGUGUCGCUGCUGCUUCUGCUGCUUCUGCCACCCGCGCUGCUGUCCCCUGGAGCAGCUGCGCAGGCCCUGCCCGACUGCUGCCGCCAAAAGACCUGCUCAUGCCGGCUGUACGAGCUGUUGCACGGAGCGGGCAACCACGCGGCUGGAAUCCUCACACUGGGCAAGCGGCGUCCGGGGACCGAGGGGCUGCAGGGCCGGCUGCAGCGCCUCUUGCUGGCUGGCGGCAACCACGCAGCUGGCAUCCUCACCAUGGGCCGCCGUGCAGGUGCGCAGCUGGGGCUCUGAGCCCAUAGCGGCCCACUGGGGUCUGGGUCCAGGUCCUCAUCCACCCUACCUAACCUGCUCGUCAGUGAGGCAAUAAACGUGAGGCUCCGUG